UUGCAGUCGACCACAAAACUCGAGCCCCACACCCGAGCAAACUUGAAGCAUCUCAGGUCUUUGCGACGGCCCCGACAAAGGAAAGCAAGUGACAACAACGAGCAACGCUCCCUCGUCCGUCGCCCAAAGAAUUGUUGGAGCUUAUUCCCCUGACAGUUGGACAAAAUGAGCUACCAAACCGGUAUGGCGCCCGCCCGCGCCAUCGAGGAUGACAGCGAUGUAGAGGAGGAGGCCCUGGUCGCCGACUACAAGGAGCAGGUGCAGUACGCGGGUGAUAUGGACGAACUCGACCCGGGCCUGCUCGCCCCACAGGCCGAAGAUAUCCAGGCCAGGCUAGUCCAGGCUGCGCAACCGCUCGAUUAUCAGGCGACCCUCGAGACCAAGUUCCAGAGCUACGACAACUACUGCGCCCUGUUCCACUACAUCCUCAACUCCGAGGGCCCCGUCGACCUCGAGCCCCCAUCGUAUUACUGGGCGUGGGACGUGAUUGAUGAGUUCAUCUACCAAUUCAACACAUUCUGCUCGUACCGGGCGAGGAUUGCAAGGCAGGCCAACAACGAGGAGGAAGCCCAGAUCCUGCGCGACAACCCGAAUCAGUGGGGAUGCUACAGCGUGCUCAACGUCCUGUACUCCCUGAUCCAGAAAUCGCAAAUAACCGAGCAGCUAGCGGCCAUGCGGCGGAACGAAGACCCCAUGGCCGUGGCCGGCCCGUACGGCUCCAAGAACCUCUACCGCAUGCUGGGGUAUUUCUCCAUCAUCGGUCUCCUCCGGGUCCACUGCCUUCUUGGAGACUUCAGCCUCGCGCUCAAGACGCUCGACGACAUUGAGCUGAACAAGAAGGCCAUGUUCGCCCGCGUCAUGGCUGCGCACUUCACCACCUACUACUAUGUCGGGUUUUCCUACAUGAUGAUGCGUCGCUACGCUGACGCCAUCCGCAUGUUCAGCCACAUCCUGGUCUACGUCUCGCGGACCAAGAACUUCCAGAAGAACACUCAAUACGACUCCAUCACCAAGAAGAACGACCAGAUGCUCGCGCUGAUCGCCAUCUGCGUUGCCUUCCACCCCACGCGCCUGGACGACACCAUCCACACGGCGCUGCGCGAAAAGUACGGCGACCAGCUGCUGAAGCUGCAGCGCGGCGGGCCCGAGUCGCUGCCCAUCUUCGAAGAACUCUUCAGGCUCGCGUGCCCCAAGUUCAUCUCGCCGGUUCCUCCUGACUUCGACAGGCCUGAGGUCAACGUCGACCCCGUCGACCACCACUUGUCCAUCUUCAUGGAAGAGGUCAAGACCAACAUGUGGAGCCCGACGAUCAAGUCGUACCUGCGGCUGUACACUACCAUGGACCUGAAGAAGCUGGCUGGCUUCCUCGACGUCAAGCCGGAGGAGCUUCGCUCGAUGUUGCUUGUUACCAAGCAGCGGACUAAGCAACUGCGCUGGACGGACAACGGGCUUUUGGAGGGCGAGCUGAUCAACAUCAGCGACCUCGACUAUGCGCUGCAGGGUGAUCUGAUUCACAUCUCGGAAGCCAAGAUGGGUCGCAAGCUGGUCGACUGGUAUCUGCGUAACCUGGCUCGCACCUACGCAUGAGCAUCGGAUCUUUUCCUCUGGAGACGAUGAAGUGGAUGCUAGCAAGAGCCGUUGUCAGGCGGGGAAGGAACCCAUCCCUUCCCUCUUCUGGACUACAUUGGUCAUUGCGUAAUCAUGGGAUUGGGGAGUCAGAACUGCGCAGAUCUUUUCGACAACAUAGCAUAUCAGGCGUCGGAUGGGCACGUAUCAAAACAUCAAGAAGCGGGUGGAAAAGCAAGUUGGCUGACAUAGGGACGGUCACGGAUACUCAGAGCAUAUCUUGGCAAAGUCCUGACUACAGUAGGUGGAGGAUUAGGUCAAGCAAAGUCCGG
Messenger RNA from Chaetomium strumarium, 1898 nucleotides. RefSeq names its product translation initiation factor 3 complex subunit L. The transcript is spliced from 3 exons. Gene Ontology annotation, biological process: translational initiation. Gene Ontology annotation, molecular function: translation initiation factor activity. The coding region runs from base 166 to 1587 and encodes 473 amino acids. NCBI's taxonomy places the organism in Eukaryota, Fungi, Ascomycota, Sordariomycetes, Sordariales, Chaetomiaceae. Gene Ontology annotation, cellular component: eukaryotic translation initiation factor 3 complex; cytoplasm. The record is from RefSeq and is a predicted model, not a curated record.